Funneliformis geosporum is the source of this 183-nucleotide messenger RNA. The record is from the annotation of a GenBank genome assembly. Lineage: Eukaryota; Fungi; Glomeromycota; Glomeromycetes; Glomerales; Glomeraceae.
CUGAAGUUAUUUCUAAUUUUAUAAGUUGCGAAGUCCUGGAUGUCGAUCCUUCUUUGUCUAACCAUUCUCUGGUCACUUUUAGUAUUGAAAACUUCUUGGAUAUCCAGAAUAAUAAAAGGAAUAUUCCUUCAAAAAAGACCUAUGAUUAUGAUAAGAUGACUGAUGAUAAAUGGGAUAUUUUCA